Plasmodium coatneyi is the source of this 3609-nucleotide messenger RNA. RefSeq lists its product as uncharacterized. The transcript has a single exon. The coding region runs from base 1 to 3609 and encodes 1202 amino acids. NCBI's taxonomy places the organism in Eukaryota, Apicomplexa, Aconoidasida, Haemosporida, Plasmodiidae. The record is from RefSeq and is a predicted model, not a curated record.
AUGCUCAAGGGCAACAGUAACCACGACGAUGUCAGCGAUGACGACUUUGUUAGCGAAAAGCAGAUUUUCCAAGGCUCGAACAAGACCAUCCUGACUCUGGAAUCCAUCCACGUCGUUAAAGGGAUCGACAAACAUGUAAAGAAGAAGAUAGAGGAGGGGAAGGUAUUCCUCUGCGAUAUAAGUCCUGUGAAAAACGCAGAAAUUGAAGAAGCCUUUUUAAAGAGUCUACAUGACAAUGCUUUGAAAAAUAACAUCAUAAGUAAAAAAAAAUAUUAUAGUGGCAAGUCCGCUAAAGAUUUGAAUAUUAAAAUAGAAGAGAACUACAAAUGUUUUAGCUUAGAUCAUGUCGAGGCGCCUGGUAGGGGGCACACCGAUCAAGGCGAUGCAGGCGACCCAGGUUGGCACAGUGGUAGUAACAAUUUGAGCAGCCCCAAUGAUAGUGAAGAAUUGGGCAGGGGGCCGGCAAAAGGGCAGCCGAAAAGGAAAAAAAAAGUGCCCCAAAAAAGUAAAGACAAAGGGGAGGAUGAACGGGGUGAAGAAGCUGACGUCGAGGAGGAGAAGAAGAAAAACGAUGAUGAAAAUGACGACGAGAAUGAAGUACCGAAUGACGAAAGUGAUAACGACACCCUCAACCAAGCAAAGCAGGAAGACGAAGCAGACGAGUCGUACUACAACCAAAUUAACUCCUUUUUCGAGAAAAGCCUAAAAUCGAGCUUGCUGGAAAAAUUCUCCUUCAACGAUUUCCCAGAGUUGCUCGAAAGAGAAACGAUCGAUUAUAUAAAGAAGAAGGAGAGAAAGUUACAAAAAAAAAGAUUAAACGCAAAUUUGGAGGCCCUGAGGUUGCAGUACAUACCGAUAAAUAAUGACAAGUUUAAAAAUAUUCCAAGAGAAAUUAAGGAAAAUAUUUUAGCCCUCUUCGCAUGUAUCAUAAUUAAGCAUAUCGAAUCGUUUGACGAUAUACAAUUGCAGAACCAUUUGGAGGAGUUGUCCAGAAAUUUUCUUAAACAGAUGUCAGAGUUGCUGGUUAUAGAUCCUCUAGCCUACAAGGGUAUCAUGAAGCCGCUGGAGCAGAGGGAGUUAAUUAGGGAUAUCACAGGGGAUAAGAAGAUAUAUCAAUUGUACGAGAAACCAUUUAUCGAUAAUUUAUUGGUACAAAUACAGGACCUCCAAGCAGGCAUAGAUUUGAAGUUUAAAAAAGUGGUGGAAGAAUUGAAUAACGAAAUGGAUUUUUGGCAAAAUGAUCACAUUACUGAAGAUCAUAAUAACGAUCUGUUCAGUGAUGUAGAGAGGGACAUACGAUAUGGUGAUGACAGGUGCUACAGUAACAGUAGCAACCUUCUCGAGGAUGAUGAAGACGAUAAUGGGGACUGCAGGAGCGAUGGCAGAAACUUGUCUUCCGCUCGGGGUAGUUUUAUCCAAAGAGAAAUUGAUGAAUCGUACAAUGGGGAGGCCAUCCAUGAUUACUUUUCCUGGGGAGACAACAAAGCCCCCCGUGGGUUUAGAAAAAACGGGAGAGGUGACCACCCAACGGUACACACCAGUUGCACGGCUUCCCCCGUAGCACCAGGUGCAAGGGACGAUCAAAGUUGUGUUGACAGACAGAGUGGGAAGAAAAGCAACAAAGCGAAUCCCCCGCAUAAUGAAAAGAGGGCCUCCCCCGAAUGUCAGAUGGAUGGCCCAAUGAUGAAGGAGCCGAGCAGUAGUAUUUAUGAAGAAAUGGGGGGUAAUGCCUCACCAGGGGGUAACAUGGAUAAUCAGGGUGAAGCAGACGACAAUGGAAUGACAAACGGAAGUGGCAGGGAAUCCAUGCCGGGUGAAGCUACAAAUGAUGAUGCUAGUAAAACUGCCUGUGAGGCUCCCCACCAAGAUAAGGAGGAAGCCAACCUGGGGGAUACCCCCCCCAAGGAGUUGGGCGAUAGUAGCCACAGUGAAAAUACGGAGCAGUGCAAAAGUGGGCAAUCUCCCGGGGAGUCGGAGAAGACGAACGGGGCAGGAUCGUUGCAGCCGACGGUGGAGCAAUCGGGGAAGGUAGAGACUACCAAAGUUGAAUCUAUCAAAGUUAAAUCUGUCAAAGUUGAGUCUAUAAAAGUUGAAUCUGUCAAAGUGGAGUCUACCAAAGUUGAAUCUAUCAAAGUUGAGUCUACCAAAGUUGUGCCUGAAGAGCCCGCCGCGAACCAAACGAGCAAACCCAGCACAAAAGACGAUAAGAACAUGCCAGCAGAGGGGACCACGUCCGAUGGAAAUUAUCGGCAAAGCGUAGGUGAGAGCAUACAGGCGAGGAUCAAAAGGAGCAUCACCCGAUCCGAUACAUUCGAAGGGGAAAGCGACUAUGAAGAGAGCGAUAUUGAUAAGCACCUAAACCAUGGGGUCCCCACGAGAGGACCCGAAGUGAAGUCAGUACUUCUCAGAGAUCUAAUCACAACCUACAUAAUGACAGGAAAUAAUAAUGCCAGAAUACAAUUAUAUUUCCAGAAGUUUGCCAGGUGCUUAAAAAUAAAUGAAUUACUAAUUUUAAGGAUAGAAGAAAAUUUGGCGGCAGAUUUAAUAAGUGCUUUACAGGCAUCAACAAAUGAGACUUCCAAGAGGAGAAACAUAAGAAGGAUAAAAAUAGCAGCUGCUGCAUUAGGUGGGGGAGCUUUGAUAGCUUUCACCGCAGGGUUAGCUGCACCUGGUAUUAUAGCAGGGUUGACUGCGUUAGGUGCUGGAGGAAGUAGCCUUACAGCUUUCCUAGCAUCAGCUAGCGGUUUGGCUUUUAUUGUGUCCUUGUUCGGUGCAGGAGGAGCUGGAUUGACAGGGUACAAGUACAGCAGAAGAAUAGCAAACAUAAGAACCUUUGAAUUUAUAAUGCUAAAUGGAAGUCUCUCAAAGUCGCUAAGUGUAUGUGUCUGUGUGAGUGGGGAAAUACAAACAGAUGAAGACAUAACCAACCCAUGGAUUGACGUCUUCCCCAAUUGUUACUGUGAUUUGUAUGCACUAAAAUGGGAAAACCAUUUGUUAAAAACAUUGGGUUCUUUGAUCGAAACGAUGUUGUCUCAAGAGUUUGCAAUAACGGCUAGUCGAAUAUGGUUGCAGUACACCAUAGCCAGCACACUCAGUGCUGCGUUGACGUGGCCAUUGGCACUAAUUAAAUAUGCCUCAAGUUUGGAUAAUGUUUAUUUGCUAAUAAGGGAAAGAGCACAACAAGCAGGAAGAAUAUUAGCAGACGCUUUGAGUGACAGAAACACGGUUGGGCAGAGACCAGUUAUCCUCAUUGGGUACUCCGUUGGGGCUCGUGUCAUUUUUUACUGUUUAAAAUAUUUGCAUGCAAAAAAAAUGUACAACAUUGUUAGCAAUGCUAUAUUUAUCGGCCUCCCUGCAACGACCAGCACAAGGGUGUGGGAGAAAAUUAGGAUGGUGGUGACGAAUCGAGUGAUCAAUGUUUAUUCAAAGAAUGAUUGGCUGUUGGGGUUCCUCUACCGGUACAUGGAGUGGAAGUUAAGUGUCGCUGGACUUAUCGCAGUGAAUGUGCCCAAUGUGGAAAAUUACGACGCCAGUGGGAUUAUCCACAGUCACCUGGAUUAUAAGAGGAAGCUCAAGGACAUUUUUAAUUUGAUCAACUUUGACAUGUGA